AUGCAACAAAACUUGGACAAGGUGGCUGCAUUGGAAGUUGAGAACAAUGCGAUCCGGAUGGAAAACGUCAGGUCAGGAAACCAAUCCCUUAAGGAGAAGUUCGCCAGUAGCAAGAAACUAGAGAAACUGUCGACCAAUCUAUACCGAAUAUACCAGAGUAGGGGAGAGCCAUUGAGAGAAUAUGUUAGCAGAUUCAAUAGAGAAAAGAUCUCUAUCCCCUCAUGUAACCCCGAGACUGCUGUGGACGCUUUCAGGAAAGGCCUCCUCCCGGACAGAGAACUAUACAAAGAACUUACGAAGCUGGCUUGCACCACAAUGGAAGACGCUCUCGCCCGGGCAGUUAUCCAGAUAAGAUGGGAGGAAGAUAAGAUGAACCGAGCGGCUCAUUCUAGAUAUGAAUCAAGGCGGAGUGACAGGAAGCCAAAGCCUGGACCGGUAGAGCACUGCCACCAACCUCCAGCACGCAAUAUGGGCAGAGUCAUGAAACCUUAUGAUCACCAACCCGCGAGAAAUGAUAACAGGCAGUUCGGAUCGAACCGACACAAAAUACCAGAGUACAACCUCAACGUCAAACCAACCCAGGUCGUAGCAAUAAUGAAAGGAUUGGGAUCCACCGUCAAGUGGCCUGGCAAGCUUAAUCCCGAGGCAAGGAGAGACAUAACCAAGUGGUGUGAAUUCCACAGCGACCAUAGGCACAACACUGCCGACUGUAUUGCCUUAUUGCUUGAGGUUGCCACACUUCUAAAAAGGGGACAUCUCUGUGAUCUGCUUACUGACAAGGGGAAGAACACCAUUAACCAGAAAAGCUCUGAAGAACCGUCACCCCCUCCGCGGGAACACACGUCGAAAAGUUUCUAUUCGCUCAUCUCUGGAGGAUCAGAGAUCAGUGGGGUAAGUUACUCAUCGGCCAAGCGAUAUGCUAGAGCCAACCACCACCAUGAAGUCCAGUCCAUCCAUCCGGUCUCGCAGUCACACUCUCAUCAGGUAAUUCAGUUUGAAGAUGACGAACCGGUCACCUUGGCCGCUUCUCAUCACGAUGCUUUAGUCGUCUCCCUACAGAUUGCCAACAUCCUAGUGAAAAGGGUGUUCGUAGAUGGAGGUUCGUUAGCAAACAUCCUGUUCCUCGAAGCAGUAAAGGCAAUGGGACUAGAAGAAGCAAACAUCAACAGACGGCCGACACUGCUGGUUGGGUUCAGCUCGGAGCAGAAAUACACUAUCGGAGAGAUCGUCCUUCCUAUCUACACCGGCGGAGUGAACAAACAGACCGUCUUCCUGGUGAUCGACUGCCCAUCUCCCUACAACGUCAUUUUGGGUCAGCCCUGGAUCCACGACAUGCGGGCAGUCCCAUCUACCUUCCACCAGGCGAUCAGGUUUUCAACCAAGUGGGGGGGUACGAGAGAUCAAGGGCGACCCCAAAGCUUCCAGAGACUGAUACAAGAACUCCUUCAAGAGCAAAGGAAACUCUUCAUAGCAAUUACAGUCUCAUCCAACCCCUCGGACCGAGCCUGA
Molecule: messenger RNA, 1509 nt
Organism: Pistacia vera
Lineage: Eukaryota; Viridiplantae; Streptophyta; Magnoliopsida; Sapindales; Anacardiaceae
Exons: 2
Coding region: 1-1509 (502 amino acids)
Source: RefSeq, a predicted model, not a curated record